Molecule: messenger RNA, 378 nt
Organism: Lentinula edodes (shiitake mushroom)
Lineage: Eukaryota; Fungi; Basidiomycota; Agaricomycetes; Agaricales; Omphalotaceae
Exons: 5
Coding region: 1-378 (125 amino acids)
Source: RefSeq, a predicted model, not a curated record
AUGACAUGGACGGAGGCGCUUCGCAAUACUCCCAGGAACAACUUGUCACUCGAGAAGCUGAUGAGGGCUAGAUAUGAGGGAGCAGCCUGGAGCAGCGCAAUGAGCCUCAGCCACAAUCCAUCGAGGGAUGUAUGGGAGGAAGAAGUGCGGAGAAGGCGCCAGUGCGUUGGGACAAUUCUACAUGUUGGGUUCUACGGUGUAUUGCCGUCUGAAAACACUGAUGAUGGCCAGGACACUGCAGCGACACUGGCGCCGAUAGGGAGCUCGAGGAGUAAAAAAGAAUCCCCACCCCAGAGCGAUCCUCAAAAAGACAAGAAGAGGUCAUUCUUGAUGAUCGUCGUCUCUGGUCCUACUACCUCCGAAUUGAAUUCCUACUAA